This is a messenger RNA of Cimex lectularius (bed bug), 1463 nucleotides long. Its product is annotated as telomere length and silencing protein 1 homolog. Gene Ontology annotation, biological process: mRNA splicing, via spliceosome. NCBI's taxonomy places the organism in Eukaryota, Metazoa, Arthropoda, Insecta, Hemiptera, Cimicidae. The coding region runs from base 389 to 1276 and encodes 295 amino acids. The record is from RefSeq and is a predicted model, not a curated record. Gene Ontology annotation, cellular component: spliceosomal complex. The transcript is spliced from 8 exons.
AAAUAGUCUCCAUCGGCAUCUGCAUUAUGCCAUUCCUGUAAAAGUUUGGAAAGAGGCUCAAAAAAUAAAUUCAACUGUUUUCCAGCUGUUGGCGACUAUUGAACUCCUGCGUGUUAUUGUCCAUCCAGGUUUGGAGUGUACGGAGGGUGUGGUAGGACUUCUCAGUAAGAAUAAGAUUAUCGUCUCCGUUGUCUGGUUGUAUGUCUCGUGAUGUCCUGGUGAAAGAUUACACCUUGUACACAAGAGCAUGUUGUUUCUGGGCAAGGUCAAUAGAUCCUAGAUGUUGGUUUGCGUAGAUUUCUGCACUGAUGGUGGCAGGAAUUCAUAGGGCUCAUUUACUGUCGAAUUCCACCAAACACAAACCAUAGAAGUGGACGAACAAGAAGAAAUGUCAACGGAAGAAGAGCCUUCGAGUGUAACCUUUAAAAAGAUAAGAUCCAAGAAGUCCAACUUUAGGAAAAAGGAUGAUAUUGACUCAGAUGAAGAAACUAAUGUUUUAAAUAAAAUUGAAGAAAUGAAAACAAUUCAGAAAAUGAGGGAACGUCCAAAUGGUGUCAGUGUUGUCACAUUAGCCCUUGGUGAAAAAAUAUCCAAAACUGAAGAGAUCCUAGUAUCUGAUCCGUUCAAAGUAAAAACCGGUGGUUUGAUAAACAUGGCGAAUUUAAAAAAAGGAAAAGUCAGUAAUGAGGAUGAUGCAUACAACACUGGAAUUGGUACCCAGUUUUCUGCGGAGACGAACAAAAGGGAUGAAGAUGAUGAAAUGAUGAAGUAUAUCGAAGUCGAGCUUUCUAAGAGGAAAGGGAAAACGAAAAACGAAACAGAAGUUAAGAAGUACUGUCCGCCCGAGGAGGCUGCUCUAUUGGCUGUGCCUGAUCAUCUUAGAAUUUCUUCCUCUCAAAGGAAUGAAGAAAUGUUGUCAAACCAGAUGCUCAGCGGUAUUCCAGAAGUCGAUCUCGGCAUUGAAGCAAAAAUCAAAAACAUCGAAGCCACUGAAGAAGCAAAGCUUAAACUUCUAUGGGAAAGUCAAAACCAAAAAGAUGGGCCUUCUCCGUUUGUACCAACAAAUAUGGCUGUCAACUUCGUUCAACACAAUCGAUUUAAUAUCGAAGAUCACAAUACAAAUAAGCAAGCUGACAGAAGGAACAAUGCAAACCAAGAGAAACUCACUUCCCAACCUUAUACCCAGAAGGGAAUCAAAAGAGGAAAGGGUGCAGAAAAAGCUACAGAUGAUUAUCACUUCGAGAAAUUUAAAAAACAGUAUAGGAAAUAUGUUUAAAUUGAUGUCAUGUACCUACAAAAUUUUUAUGAAUGAAUUAAAUUAAUUGUUAUUUGGGAUGCAAGUGCAAGCCUGACUAGCCAAUACGUUAUUUAAGUUGAUUUUUACAUCUGUAAAAUAAAAAUACUAAAAAAGUGGUAAGAACAGUGAGCCUCCUAAAUGCUAAAUAAAUAAUAACUGAGAAAAG